AUGUGUGGUGGUGGAAUUACUAGGCUUAAGCAGCAUAUCACACAAGUCAAAGGGAAUGUUUCAUCAUGUAUGAAAGCAACAGUUGAAAUUAUAAAUGAAAUUAGACAAAAUGACAGUAUAAAGAAGUUAAAGAAAUCUCACAGGGAUAACGUUGAUGCUAUGUAUCAUCGCACACAAUCUGAUGAGAAGUCUGAUGCUGAUACUGAUGAUGAGGACCAUGAGGUACAAGAAGUUGAAAAAGAUUUUAAUGUGGGCAGUAGUAGUCAAGUAGUUGUUCAGAGUCAGAGUAAAAGAAAAUUCAAGAGCCAAAGUAGUUCUAGGGUUCCAAUGGAUUUACUCAUGCAGACAGACCACCAGAAAACUCAGCAAGCCACUCUUGACAGAAACAGUUCAGCGAAAGAGAAGUUAAAGAAAGAUGCAUGGAAAAGCAUUUCAGCUUGGAUGACUGAGAAAUCUAUAUCUUUUAAUACUUUUCGAUGUCCAAGUUUCCAACAAAUGAUCUAUGCAAUUGGUGAAUAUGGUAAAGCUAUGCCCGUGCCAUCUUACCAUCAGAUUAGCACAAAUCUUUUCAAGGACCAGUUAGCAGAAACAAAGAAGUUUGUUGAUACAUUUAGGAUACAUUGGAAGAGGUAUGGAUGUUCUAUUAUGUCCGAUGGUUGGACAGAUGGGAAAAAGCGACAUCUUAUUAACUUUUUGGUGAAUUGUCCGAAAGGGUCAGUUUUCUUGAAGUCUGUAGAUGCGUCAAACAGAACCAAUGAUGCUGAUUUCAUACGUGAGCUUGUAAAGGAGGUAAUUGAAGAUGUCGGGAAAGAAAAUGUGGUUCAAUUCAUUACUGACAAUGGUUCAAAUUUUAAAAAGGCUGGGAAAGAUUUAAUGCUUGAAUACCCGAAUCUAUUUUGGACUCCUUGUGGUGCUCAUUGUGUCCAGUUGAUGCUAGAAGAACUUGGUGACAAGCUUAUGCGAAUCAAGACAGCCGUCAUUCUAGGUAAAAGACUUGUUACUUACAUUUAUCCUCAUUUUCAAGUAUUGUGCUUGAUGAGGGAGUUGACACGUGCAGACUUACAUAGGUCUACAAAGACUAGAUUUGCAACUCAGUAUUACACACUAAAAAGUCUUCAAAAGUAUAAAACUCCUUUACAAAUGGUGUUUGUGAAUGAUAGGUGGGCAAAAACUAGAUUUUCAAAAGAAACUCUUGGAAUUAAUGCACUUAAAAUUGUUACAAGUAGCACAUUUUGGGAAGAUGUUGAUUAUGCUUGUAGUGUGCUGAAGCCUUUAGUUAAGGUUGUAAGGUUGGUGGACAUCGAGCGCAAACCUACAAUGCCUUAUUUUUAUGAUGCAAUGAGGAUAGCAAGGAAUCAACUAGAGGAGAAAUUCAGUGAAGAUGAUGAUACGUGGGGUGUAAUUAAGGCUUGCUUUGAGAAAAGAUGGAAGAAUAACUUUAAUCAUGCUCUACAUUGUGCGACAUACUAUUUGAAUCCUUCCAUAUUCUACACUAUUGAAGCUUAUGAAAUGGAUAGUGAUCCAAAGUACAUAGAAAUCAAAAGAGGACUUCAUACAACAAUGCAAAGGCUUAUACCCAAUGAAGAUGAACUUGAUGCUGCUACGGGUGAAUUGAGAAAGUAUGCUGAUGCUGUUGGGAUCUUGGGAACUCCGCCUUGCAAAAGAAGAAGAAAUAAGGAUCAACCUCAUGAAUGGUGGAUUACGUUUGGAGGAAUCGAUGCGCCAAACCUACAAAAAUUUGCAAUCAGAGUAUUGAGUCUUACUUGUUCUGCUUCCCCAUGUGAGAGAAACUGGAGCACAUUUCAAAAUUUGCACUCGAAAAAACGAAAUCGCAUAACGCAACAGAAAUUGAAUGAUAGUGUUUUUAUCCAGUAUAAUAAGAAAUUGCAGCGUCGUUACCUAGAAAUCCAACAAUAUAACGAUAAUGAUAAAGUUAAUGAUCCUAUUUUUCUGGAGGAGCGUGAUGAAAAUGAUGAAUGGUUGGAGUUACGAAAUUUGAAUGACUUGGAGGUUCAUGGUGAUUAUGUAACUUUUGAUGAUUUGCAAGAGAUAGUUAGUGAAGAACGUGGGACUGUUGGUAGUAAAGGUGCCAGUAGUUCUCGAAGUAAGUCUACGUAUCCAACUAACUCAGAGUAUGAUGGAUAUGAUACUGAUGACUUGAUGUUGGACACUCAAAAUGGGCUACUCGGUGGUGUCGGGAAUGAUGGAGUUACUUUAGAUGAUGAUAUCUAUGAUGAAUCAAAUUAUAUUGAUUAG
This is a messenger RNA of Papaver somniferum (opium poppy), 2256 nucleotides long. RefSeq lists its product as uncharacterized. Lineage: Eukaryota; Viridiplantae; Streptophyta; Magnoliopsida; Ranunculales; Papaveraceae. The coding region runs from base 1 to 2256 and encodes 751 amino acids. The transcript has 3 exons. The record is from RefSeq and is a predicted model, not a curated record. Gene Ontology annotation, molecular function: protein dimerization activity.